AUGGCACAACAGCUCCCGUCGGCAGCGCAACUGCUCCCAUCGCACGACGACGAGCAAGCUGGCCACCACCCAAGCUCCUUGCCGCUGCUCGUUCUCCCUAUUCCAUCCCUACACCACCGCCUCGCUCGCAGAGCAAAGCAAACGGAGAAGAAGCAGGGAAGGCGAGAGGUGAGGAGGUGGCGCCUGCAACAGCAAUGGGAACGGACCUGGGGUUCGAGGAGACGGAGCUCCGGCAAGAGGGGCUUCGUCGAGACCAUCGACCUCAAGCUGAAGCUGGAGCCGGCGACCCCCGCGGCCGUCGUGAAGGCGGAAGAGGACCAGCAGGACGACGGUGCUGCCGUUGCCGCCGUCAAGGAAGCCGUGGCUGCCGCGGAGGAGGCCGACGGGAAGAUGAAGCGGUGCCCGAGCCAGAGCAGCGUCGUCACCGCCGCCGCCGCCAUGCAGGCUGACCCCAUCGAGAAGCCGUGCGCCCCCAAGUACGUCGCCGAGCACUUGUUUCUCCUCCCUGCUGUCUCUCCCUCUCCAGCUUCGUUCGUUGAUCUAGCUACCUCUGCUUAG
Molecule: messenger RNA, 558 nt
Organism: Miscanthus lutarioriparius
Lineage: Eukaryota; Viridiplantae; Streptophyta; Magnoliopsida; Poales; Poaceae
Source: the annotation of a GenBank genome assembly